AUGAAUAUUGUGGAAUAUGUUGUGAGUGAUCCUAUACGGAUUGAGGUUUUUGGAAGCUCAUUGCCAGAAUUUAAUGUACUCUUGAUGAAGAUGGUUCUUGACACUUACGAAGGGUUCGAAAGCCUGCAAGUUCUGGUUGAUGUAGGUGGAGGGAAUGGACAAAUCCUUAGUAUGAUUGUCUCCAAAUAUCCAUCCAUCAAGGGUAUCAAUUUUGAUCAGUCUCAUGUUAUAGAAAGAGCGCCGCCUCGUUCAGGUUUCUUAAAGAAAAACUAUGGCAAUGCUAUGUCCAACAGCAAGGAUUUGAAGAAUAGAGGAUGUAUGGUUCUUCAUGGAGUGGAUCGGCCAUACGAGUCUCUAUGCAUGUGGUUAAACCCAGGUUUCUGGUUCAACACCGACAUUCAAAACAAACACCAGAGUUCGAUUGUUAUCACGGGUGAAGGAAAUGGAUUCAUUCAAUAUGAGGAUAUCGGCAAUGAUGAGAACAGAGUCGUUAUUGAAAAGGAAACCAGCUUUGGGAUCAAGAAUUGUGGAAGAGGUUUACCAACAAACCUCAAAACUAUAUGA
Messenger RNA from Macadamia integrifolia, 564 nucleotides. RefSeq names its product scoulerine-9-O-methyltransferase 2-like. Gene Ontology annotation, molecular function: O-methyltransferase activity; S-adenosylmethionine-dependent methyltransferase activity. The record is from RefSeq and is a predicted model, not a curated record. NCBI's taxonomy places the organism in Eukaryota, Viridiplantae, Streptophyta, Magnoliopsida, Proteales, Proteaceae. The transcript is spliced from 3 exons. The coding region runs from base 1 to 564 and encodes 187 amino acids. Gene Ontology annotation, biological process: methylation.